AUGUCCUUCAAAAAUCCAUCAGAAAUUCAGGUCACCUCGCGCCAAAUUCCCAAGUGGGAAGGGAUCCCAAACACCUCAAUCCAAUCAAAGCCUCUCGUGAUCUAUCACAAGGCCUUCAACGCAUCUCCCAAUCAGCUCAUUGCGCGCUUGAAGGAAGUCGGGGAGACACACUUCCACAGCACGACCCAUGAAGUUCUGGGGGUUGUCUCAGGACGUGCACGUCUCUGCUUCGGCGGCGAAGACAAUCCGAAUCGGUUCGACACAGACGUGGAAAAGGGCGACUUGAUCAUCGUCCCGGCAGGUGUUGGCCACCGCCUGUUGGAUGAGCUCGACACUGAAGAGGAGCGAUUCAAGAUGGUGGGUGCAUAUCCGAAGCAGAAGCAAUGGGAUAUGUGCUAUGGACAGUCAGGAGAGGAAGACAAGGUCAAGGGCAUCAAAGACCUGGGCUGGUUCCAUAAAGACCCUCUAUUUGGAGGCGAUGGCCCUGUGCUGCAUGUAUAG
This is a messenger RNA of Aspergillus fumigatus Af293, 501 nucleotides long. RefSeq names its product cupin domain-containing protein. The coding region runs from base 1 to 501 and encodes 166 amino acids. Lineage: Eukaryota; Fungi; Ascomycota; Eurotiomycetes; Eurotiales; Aspergillaceae. The record is from RefSeq and is a predicted model, not a curated record. The transcript is spliced from 2 exons.